AUGAAAAUAAAUGAUUCAAACAGUUAAUAUAAUAAUGAAGAAAAUAAUGCUUACAUAAAUUUAUUUAAAAAAAAUUAUAAAAAUCUUUUUAAAACAUCAAGAUAUGAUAAGCCAAUAGGUGCUACAUUAUUAUUUUUGCCAUGUACAUGGGGUGUAGUAUUAGGAUAACCAAUAUUUAAUCCACUUUAAUUGGUACAUUUAGUAAGUACACUCUGGUUUGGAUCCGUAGUAAUGCGAGCCGCAGGUUGUAUAGUAAAUGAUAUGUGGGAUAAAAAUAUAGAUAUUCAUGUAGAAAGAACAAAAGAACGUCCACUAACAAGUGAAUAAUUAAACUUAAAAUAAGCCAGUGUUUUACUUUCUUUAAAUUUAACAGGAGGAUUAUUAACUUUGACUUAAUUAAAUUUAUAUUCUAUAGCUUUGAGUUUUUCGAUAGUUCCUUUAUGUGUAAUAUAUCCUUUAUGUAAAAGAUUUACAAAUUAUCCAUAAGUAGUAUUAGGAUUUUGUUUUACUUGGGGUUCUAUAGUUGGAUAUGCAGCAGCUGGUAGUACAUUAUCUCUAUCAUCUAGUGUAAUACCAGCAUAUUUAGGAGGUAUUCUUUGGGUUCUUAUAUAUGAUACUAUUUAUGCUCAUUAAGAUAAAAAUGAUGAUGCGAAAAUUGGUGUUAAAAGUACUGCGCUGGCAUGGGGAAAUUAAACAAAAAAUGUAAUGAAAUUUCUAUGGGUGGCUUAAUUAGGGCUUUUUUUAAUAAGCGGAAAUAUGGCAGAUUUAUGUAUUUAUUAUUAUCCAUGUUGUUUAGCAAGUCAUAUGUAUUUGCUUAGGCUUAUAAAUGAUUUCAAAAUGGAUGAUAGAUAAACUUGUUGGAAAUUUUUUGUCAAUAAUAAAAAUUUUGGGAUUUAAAUGUUUUUGUCAUUUUUGAUAGGAAAGCUAUUUGUAACUUUAAAAGAAAAUGAUGAAAAUGAAAGCGAUAUAAAAUGA
Messenger RNA from Ichthyophthirius multifiliis, 975 nucleotides. Its product is annotated as para-hydroxybenzoate, putative. Lineage: Eukaryota; Ciliophora; Oligohymenophorea; Hymenostomatida. Gene Ontology annotation, biological process: ubiquinone biosynthetic process. Gene Ontology annotation, cellular component: mitochondrial inner membrane. Gene Ontology annotation, molecular function: prenyltransferase activity. The record is from RefSeq and is a predicted model, not a curated record. The transcript has 5 exons.